AUGCACGUCCCCGCGCCCCACCUCCUCCCCGCGCCGCCCAAGCCGCACUGCCAUGCCGCGCUCCGCUUCACCGUGUCCGCGUCCGCCGAGCCGAAGGGCCCCGCGGCCGCCCGCAAGGCCGUCAUUGUCGGCGGCGGGCUCGCGGGCCUGGCCGCGGCGACGCACCUGACGUCGCUCUCCGUGCCGUUCACGCUCGUCGAGGCCUCGGACCGCCUCGGCGGCCGCGUCGCCACCGACGUGGUGGAGGGGUACCGCCUGGACAGGGGCUUCCAGAUCUUCCUCACAGCGUACCCGGAGUGCCGGCGCCUCCUCGACUUCCCGGCGCUCAGGCUCCGGCCGUUCUACCCCGGCGCGCUCGUCUUCGUCGGCGCCGGGGAGCCGUUCUACCUGCUCUCCGACCCGUUCCGCCUCCCGCUCCAGUCCCUAUCCGCGGUGUUCUCCCCCGUGGGCACCCUCUCCGACAAGGUCCUCGUCGGGCUCACGCGCCUCCGCGCGGCCGCCACCCCGGACGACGUCAUCCUCUCGGCGCCAGAGACGACCACGGGGGAGCACCUGACGCAGCUCGGGUUCUCGUCCUCCAUCGUGGACCGGUUCCUGCGGCCGUUCCUCGCCGGGAUAUUCUUCGACCCGGCGCUCGACACGUCGUCCCGCCUCUUCGAGCUCGUGUUCAAGCGCCUCGCCCUCGGCGACAACGCCCUGCCGGAGGACGGUAUCGGCGCCAUUGCGGAGCAGCUCGCGGCUCGUCUCCCCGCGGGCACCGUCCGCCUCAACACCCGCGCCGUCGCCAUCGACCAGUCCGGUGUGACGCUGGACACCGGCGAAACCAUCCCCGGCGACCUCGGCGUCAUCGUCGCUGUCGAGCAGCCACAGGCCGAGAAGCUCCUGCCGCAGCUAUCAAAUCAAGAAAAGGCCAAGAAAUCGGAGAGGAGCACCGUGUGCCUCUACUUCUCCACCGACCGGGCGCCGGUCCAGGACCCCAUCCUGCUGCUCAACGGGUCGGGCAAGGGCAUCGUGAACAACAUGUUCUUCGCGACCAACGUGGCGCCGUCGUACGCGCCGGCGGGCAAGGUGCUGGUGUCCGUGUCCCUCGUCGGCUCGUUCGCCGACAGGGAGGACGCCGAUCUGGCCGACGAAGUGGUCCGUGAGCUCGGCGGGUGGUUCAGCCCCGGAGAGGUCGCGUCGUGGACGCACUUGAGGACGUAUCGCAUCGGGUUCGCGCAGCCGGACCAGACGCCGCCCACGACACCGGCGGGGAGGGACCCGAGAGUGGGUGACGGAUUGUACGUGUGCGGUGACCACUGGUGCUCGUCCACGUUCGACGGCGCGCUCGUGUCCGGAAGGAGGGCGGCCGAGGCUCUGGCCAAGGACAGGGGACUAUGCUCUUCCUAA
This is a messenger RNA of Miscanthus lutarioriparius, 1389 nucleotides long. The record is from the annotation of a GenBank genome assembly. NCBI's taxonomy places the organism in Eukaryota, Viridiplantae, Streptophyta, Magnoliopsida, Poales, Poaceae.